AUGUUGAAGAAGCGGCGAAUCUUAUGUGACUUUGGAGAAGAAAAAUUGAGGAUUGCUUUAGUUAGCGAUAACAAUGGAAUUUGUGUUUCUUUCGGCUUCGCUUUUUUCUCCAUUAGUUGCUACGGAAGUUUUACUAAUGCAAUAAAUUUAACAAUUGGUGGACCUAUCGAUGACAAUUCAAUUUGCGUCGAGAAAUGUUUUCAUACAAUUAACUUUGUGUUUUGUCUGUUAGGUGGCAUAACAUUUGGUGCCACCAUGAAAUUUAUGUUUCCUUUGUCGGAAUCUUAG
Messenger RNA from Clunio marinus, 288 nucleotides. NCBI's taxonomy places the organism in Eukaryota, Metazoa, Arthropoda, Insecta, Diptera, Chironomidae. The record is from the annotation of a GenBank genome assembly.